Messenger RNA from Plectropomus leopardus (leopard coralgrouper), 6283 nucleotides. The record is from RefSeq and is a predicted model, not a curated record. Lineage: Eukaryota; Metazoa; Chordata; Actinopteri; Perciformes; Serranidae.
CAUUUUUGUUGCGGUGAACUCACCUGGAGUCGAGGAUGAUGCUCAAGAAAGUGCGAUUUAAGGACCUUCAUGUGUCGCAGGGAGACAGCUCAGUGGACAUGGACCGACUGAACAGGAACAUGCCCGAGUGUGGACGGCAAACCCACCAGGUGUUACAGAGCACUCCACUGGAUCUAUUUGAGACUGGAAAGGGGCUGAAGUUCCAGGCAGAGCGCCCCCAUCUGGUCAGCCUGGGCAGUGGACGACUGAGCACAGCCAUCACCCUGCUGCCCCUGCCUGAGGGCCGGACCACACUGGGUCAUGGUCCCAUGGACAUCAACAUCCAGGGCCCCGGAGUGGCUGCCCAGCACUGCUACAUAGAGAACAGGUCAGGGGUCAUCACGCUACACCCCUGUGGGAACCUCUGUGCUAUAGACGGGCGCCAGGUCACACAGCCCGUCCGCCUGUCACAAGGCUGUAUGCUGUGUUUUGGCCAGUCCGCCUUCUUCCGCUUCAACCACCCUGAAGAAGCCUUCAGGAUGAAGAGCAUGGUGCCCCAGGGAGGGAGUGUCUCCACCGGGGACUACAGACUAUGUCCAGACACGGAGAGCCUGGUCAAUGGGAAUCACCAGGCCAGUCCAGCCCAGUCUCCCCCAGCUCCUGGAGAGAGAGUCCAGUCUGAGCACAGUGCAAUCGUCAGCUCUAUUGAGAAGGACCUCCAGGACAUCAUGGACUCCCUAGUCAUGGAUGACCCCCAGCCUUCGUCCUCGGAGGGCAAAAAGCCUCCAGGAGGCGUUCCCCACUCCCCCCUGUCGCCCAUGGUCAAUGGAGGGGGCCGGUACUUGCUCUCCCCUCCUACCAGCCCAGGGGCCAUGUCCGUGGGGUCCAGCUAUGAGAACACAUCCCCACCCUUCUCUCCGCUCUCCUCCCCCUCAGCGGCCAGCAGUGGGAGCUUCACAAGCCCGUCUCCUAGUGGAGGACCCCAGGACCAGAGUUCCUCUCUGCCGCCAGUGCCUGUACGCUCCUCUAGCUACAACUUCACCACCCAGCCUCCGCCUGUACCCCAGCCACGGACCAUACUGCCUAACUUCAGCAGCGGUGGGGUGGGUCAGAAGGUUCAGGAAAGCCCCAGGCUGCAGAGGAAGGUCUUAACCGAGGCCCCUCCAAGUCCUAAGCCGAGUCGCAGAGGACUAGGCCAAGAUGGGUCUGAGAGCCCUCGACAGACUCCUCUGUCUUCUAAUGAAUCUCUCAGUAGUAGAAACAUUGUGCCAAGUAGCCCCAGACUCACCCCCAAAUUUCCUACCUGUCCAUCCCCGUCUCCCUCCAGUUCCAGGACCAAGGCAACCACAGUGCUCCAGGAAAGGCCUGCCAGCCCUUUCAGAGAGCAGACCAGUCUAGCUGAUUGCCCCCUAACCUCCAGCCCCUCCAGGCAGCUUUCCCAACCCACCAGAGCCUUCCAGCCUCCCCUGGACCCCAUCGUCCACAUCAUCCAAGGAUCGCCGCUCCAGCAGCAUCAGCGCUCGCUGCAGCCCCCUGAAAGCCCUCGCAUGGCCAGGAGAAACAUGGAGCUGAAUGGCGGCGGUGUAGGGGUCAGCAGUAUGAGAGAGCUGCCACCUCUUAGCCCCUCAAUGGCUCGGAGAGGGGUCCCGGUACUCCCAGGGGCGCUCCCAGGGACGGUCCCCACCUUGAGGACUCCAGAUAGCCCCUCAAGUCUGGGCAAGCUUAUCCCAGAAAGUCCCAGGCUCCGACGCAAGACUGGAUCUACAUCUGAGGAGCUGACGUGCAGCAGGGGCAUCCGGGACCGCAGUCCGUCGCCCACCUCCAUGAUGAUGGAGGGCGGCGGCGGUGCCGGUGCACGGAAGGCUAGCUUUGGGAAUGCCUUGUCACCUGCUUACAGUCUGGGCUCCCUACCCGGCUCGUCUCCAGUCGCCAGCCCCAGGACCCACAGAAAGAUGUCCGCAGGGAGACCUCACCCCGGGAUGAGGGAGAGGAAGAACAGCAUCACGGAGAUCAGCGACAACGAGGACGAGCUGCUGGAGUACCACCGACGACAGAGAGAGGAGAGGCUCCGAGAGCAGGAGAUGGAGAGACUGGAGAGACAAAGACUAGAGACCAUCCUGAACCUCUGCGCUGAGUACAACAAAGGAGAGAGCACCGGCCUGGACCCCCUGGGCUCAGGAAGGACAGGUUUCCCCGGAGGACUCGCAGAUGGCAUGGGGCGGAGACCGUCCAUGGAGAACGUCCUCGGAGGGACAGCGUCCUCGGCCACGCUUCGCCUGCUGCAGAGACAGAGAGAGAGCGACGAGGAGAACCUGAAGGAGGAGUGUAGUAGUACAGAGAGCACUCAUCAGGAGGUGAGGACAUCUCCUGCUCUCAGCUCAGCAUCCGCACUGCACAAUGGAGACAGACAGCACGAGGACUCGUCCAGCUCAGGCGGCGCAGGUCGUCAGGAGCUGGGUUACCUGGAAGACGAGCGGGUUCGCGUCCUCGCUCGGAUCGAUGAGCUCAAAAGCCGCCUGACAGAACUGGAGCAACAACUCCAGGAGUCCAAACAAGAGGCAGAGAUGGAGCGCGCUUUGCUGCAGGGCGAGAGGCAGGCGGAGCUCGACCAGAUAGAGGCCGAAACGGACAUCAUCACUCAGCUGCAGCAGAAGCUGGACGAGCUGGAGAGCGCCAUCCAGAGGGAGAAAGACAAGGAGAGGGCUAAUGUUGAGGCCGAGCGCCGGGCCCUGCAGAGCCUCCAGGAGGGCUACGCUGAGUUGGAGAACCAGCUUCAUAACUGUCCCGAGUCCCUGCGGGAACAGUUGCAGGAACAGCUCAAAAGGGACGGCGAGGCGUUGGAAACGGGAACCAAAAAGUUUGAGGACUUGGAGUUUCAGCAGCUGGAGAGAGAGAGCAGCCUGGAGGAGGAGAGAGAAACCAUCAGCCAGCAGCUGCUCCAGGAGAGAGCCGAGUACCACAGCAGCGUGGCCAAGAGGAAGGAGAAGGUGUCUGCUCUGGAGAACCAGGCCAACCAGCUCGGUCUGCAGGCGUCUCAGGAGUGCGAGCGGCUGGCCAAAGACAGGACUCUCACACUGCAAAUGCUCCAGAAGGAGAAGGAGAGGCUGUCGGCGCUGGAGAAGAGAUACCACAGCCUGACGGGUGGGAAGAGCUUCCCCAAAUCCUCCUCUGCAAUGAGGGAGGAGUAUGUGACAGUGGGCCAGUUAAAUCAGAUGUACGGGAUGCCAAAGGUGGAGUCGUCCCCGACUUCCCCGCUCCGCCAGCCCCUGCAGUCUGGAGCAGUAGACCCCGCCUUCUCCUGCCUCCCCUCUCCUCACGGCUCCUCCCUCUCUCUCUCUGUGGAGUACCAGUCUGAGGGCGGCAGGCCUCACCUGCCCAAACUAGAUUUAGAGCAGUGGUACCAGGAGCUGAUGGCUGGCUCCAGCCCGCUCUGUGCUCCCCCUCUGCCAGCCAAGUCGCUGUCAGGCCGCAGGCCUGUGCUGCAGGUGUUCCGCUCCAAGCUGGACGGCGAUCAGCCUAAACUGGGCUCUGCGUCCCCUCUGCAGCACGGAGCAGCGACACUGGGACGCAACUCCAGCUCAAAGAGCCCCCUGCUGGUAGCCAACAGCACUGGCAGUCUGCCCAGGAACCUGGCUGCAACCCUGCAGGACAUCGAGACCAAGAGACAGCUGGCUCUGCAACAGAAAGAGCCCCAGACCUCCAGACUGAUCUCCAUGGAGGGAAGCUCAGCAGGUCAGCAGGUGAUCGAGGAGCAGCGACGCCGUCUGGCGGAGCUCAAACAGAGAGCGGCGGUGGAGGCUCAGUGUCAGUGGGAGGCGCUCCACGGCUCUCAGUCCCACCUCAUGACGUCGUCCUCCCCGUCGCCCUCCUACUCCCCGAUCAUGUCCUACAGCCCGGCGCUGAGCCACAGCUCUGCAGGCGCUCCGCCUCUGGUUCAUCACUCCAUCCUGCACCACCAGCCCCCGUCGGCCGGGGAGCAGCCCUACGACACCCUGAGCCUGGAGAGCUCCGACAGCAUGGACACCAGCGUGUCCACGGGGAACAACUCGGCCUGCUCGCCAGAUAACUUGUCCAGUGUCGGAGGAGUGGACGCGCUGAAGAUCGAGGAGAUGGAGAAGAUGCUGAAGGAGGCGCAGCUGGAGAAAGCCAGACUUAUUGAAUCGCGGGAACGAGAGAGCCUGGCUCGCCGUCAGAUGCUGGAGGAGGAGAGGAGGAGGAGGGAGGAGGCGGAGAAGAGACUGCAGGACGAAACUUUCCACCGGCAGCAGCUGGUGGAGAAGGAGGUCAAGAUGAGGGCCAAGAACUUCUCUCAGGCGCGUCCUAUGACUCGUUACCUGCCCAUUCGAAAGGAGGAGUUCGACCUGCGCUCCCACGUGGAGUCGUCGGGCCACAACGUGGAGACGUGCUACCACAUCCUCCUCACGGAGAAGAUGUGUAAGGGCUACCUGGUGAAGAUGGGAGGCAAGAUCAAGUCCUGGAAGAAACGCUGGUUCGUCUUCGACCGCCUCAAGAGGACCUUCUCCUACUAUGUUGACAAACACGAGACCAAGCUGAAGGGUGUGAUCUACUUCCAGGCGAUAGAAGAGGUCUAUUACGAUCACCUCCGCAGUGCCACGAAGAGCCCGAACCCCUCCCUGACCUUCUGCGUAAAGACCCACGACCGGCUGUACUACAUGGUGGCCCCGGCAGCAGAGGCCAUGAGGAUCUGGAUGGACGUGAUCGUCACGGGAGCGGAGGGAUACACACAGUUCAUGAACUGAGAGACGCGGCACAGAGAGCACAGGUGACGAGCAGAUCGUUUCGGCAGGGACUCUCCCAUCACUGACUCUACAGGUCCUUCCUGUUUCCAGUCCGCAGCGGACACAACGCCUUGUUUGUUACGUUUCAUUUCUAAUCUCACACUUUGAUUUUACUAUGUAGACGUUUUCACCUCCACAUUUUCUACGUGAUUCAGUUUGGAUUGAAAAAGGGAGCCCUCGGACACACAAACACACACACACACACCUGUAUAUAAACCAAAAUGUAUACCCGUCAAAGACUUUAAAAAAGCCUUUCUAUAUUGCCAAAUGGAGAUCUUAUAGUUACUGUUUGUUGAACCUUUUGUAUUAUUUGUUUCCUUCCUUUUUUUUUUUUUUACGUAUAGAGAAAAUUGCCAAAUGACAUAAUGCCAAUGUUUUAUUUGAGUGUUCCAUCGUGAUUAUGCUCAGUUUAGACAGAAAGAGUAUAAAAGAUUCAAUUUUAAGGGUUAAUUAAUUAAGAAAUGUAUUUGAAAGUAUCUUUUUCAAAAUGUAUGAAUUAUAUGGGAAAUAACUGAAAUCAGUCAGCGGGGACGAGACAUGAUCUGUAACACGGUAAAACAUUGCAUCCUCUGCAGGUCGCUUCACCUCAGUGCUGCUCCAAUAAACUAAAGACUAAAUCACGAGCAUCAUAAAUCACGAGCAUCAUAAAUCACGUGCAGCGUCCACAGCGCAGAAAAGUGUCCACAGCUACAUCCUCCUCACAUUAUUUCACGCAGGCUUACCAAAGUAACUGUAGGUAUUUUGUUUGUUACAGCUCAGGAGUUCACUCUGCAGUUCUCGCUGUGGUUCAACCAAUACGGGCUUUCAAAAGCCGGUUCUGGCGUUUAAUAUAUUUAAAUAUCACAAAAAGCGCCAGAAAACACCGAAUAAUGAAACACUGAAAGGAUGGGCACGUGAGUUUGACAUCCUGGAACAAGUGAUAAAUGAAGUGUAAUUCUACAAAUGUCAAACUUUUCCUUAAACAGAAUCAUUUGACACUUUACUCUCAAGAUUUGCAAAGUUUUUUUUGCAAAAGAAAAGAUUGGUACCACUCUCAUGUCUGUAUGCUAAAUAUGAAGCUGGAGCCAGGAGGAGACAGUUAGCUUAGCUUAGCAUAAAGACUAAAAGCAGGGGGGAACUGCUAGCCUCUAAAGCUUUCCAAUGAAAAUGUUACAUCUCAUUUAUUUCAUUAAAUUUUAUUUAUUAAUAAAAAAAAAAAGUAAAAAGUACAGUUUUGUUGUUUAGCAGGUUGGUGUGUGCUGAUAUUUCCAACCGUAAUGCCAAAUUAAGCUAACACGUUUUAGCGGCAUUCUCUUAGCUCUAGCCGCUUUCUUGCCAAGAGUUAGAUGAAAAGAUUGAUAGCAUUUUUAAUAUCUGUAUGCCAAAUAAAAAGCCACAGCUAGCAGCUCAUUAGCUUAGCUUAGCGUAGCUUAGGGUGAAAAAGGUCUGUUGUAUCUUGCUAGUAUAAUUGGUAAGCUAGUUAACUGUGACUGUAUAUAAAGAUGGACGACACGUCUCCAAAUCUC